Sphaerodactylus townsendi is the source of this 6123-nucleotide messenger RNA. It is a transcript of the gene HECW2, whose product is annotated as HECT, C2 and WW domain containing E3 ubiquitin protein ligase 2. The record is from RefSeq and is a predicted model, not a curated record. Gene Ontology annotation, molecular function: ubiquitin-protein transferase activity; protein binding. The transcript is spliced from 27 exons. Lineage: Eukaryota; Metazoa; Chordata; Lepidosauria; Squamata; Sphaerodactylidae. Gene Ontology annotation, biological process: regulation of dendrite morphogenesis. The coding region runs from base 1 to 4497 and encodes 1498 amino acids.
AUGCGCUGCGAAGCCCGAGCGGCGAAAGCGGCUUCGUCCGCCUCCCACCGGCACUCACCUUCUCCCCGGGCCUCCGGCGUCGCGAAGCCUGGGGACCACGCCCUGGCCUUCUUGGCGCCUGCUCUCGAAGCGGCGCGGGAGCCAAGCGUGAGCCCGAACUCGGCGGCAACGCCAGCUCAAACAGAUGAAAAUUCACCAGCAAAUUUCUGGGAUUCCAAGAAUCGAGGUGUGACUGGGACGCAGAAAGGGCAGAUCGUGUGGCGAGUUGAACCCGGCCCCUAUUUUAUGGAACCUGAAAUAAAGAUUUGUUUUAAGUACUACCACGGAAUAAGUGGGGCCCUGCGAGCCACGACUCCAUGCAUCACUGUGAAGAACCCUGCUGUAAUGGUGGGAGCUGAAGGGUCUGCAGCAGCUCAACACUCCCGGAAACUAGUUAGCUUUACACUAUCAGAUCUUAGGGCAGUUGGACUUAAAAAGGGGAUGUUCUUCAACCCUGACCCCUACUUGAAGAUGUCAAUUCAACCUGGAAAGAAGAGCACCUUCCCAACAUUUGCACACCACGGGCAGGAAAGACGCUCUAUGAUCAUCAGUAACACAACAAAUCCUAUUUGGCACAGAGAGAAAUAUUCUUUCGUAGCACUUCUAACUGAUGUCUUGGAAAUUGAAAUCAAAGAUAAAUUUGCCAAGAGUCGGCCUAUCAUCAAACGCUUUCUUGGGAAGCUCACGAUUCCAGUCCAGAGGCUUUUGGAAAGGCAAGCGAUCGGAGACCAGACUCUCAGCUAUAACCUUGGUCGAAGGCUUCCAGCUGACCAUGUCAGUGGCUAUCUCCAGUUCAAAGUAGAGAUUACCUCUUCUGUGCAUGAAGAUGCUUCACCGGAAACAGUAGGAACCUUGCUAGGGGUCAACUCUGUCAACGGAGACUUGGGGAGUCCUUCAGAUGAGGAGGACGCCCCUGUUGGGCAUCACGAUGUUCCCCCAGUUUGCUUGAAUGGUCCCCUGUUAGAAGAAUCUGCUGGAGAGGGGACCCCGCGCCAUUCCCUGAGGACUAGCACCACUCUGGAAACCGAUCAGGAGGAUCUGACCUCUACGGCUUCCAGGUCAUCUCCUCCCAGAGGCCGCCAGGACUCGCUGAACGACUACUUGGAUGCUAUUGAGCAAAACAACCAGUGUCGGGUCGGGACCUCCGCCUGCAACGAGUGUGCUGUCGGGGCAUCCCCGAAAUUACGGAGCAGCUUCCCAACCGACACAAGACUUAAUGCCAUGCUUCACAUCGACUCUGAUGAAGAGGAGCAUGAAUUCCACCAAGCGUUGGGAUUCCAGUCGUCCCUGGAUGACGACGGUGGGUUAGUCAUGCUGAACGGCACUAACCAAAAUGCGGAAGGAGGUUUUCUAGAUUGUUCUUCAAGCCAGGUUGGGCCAAGCCAAGGCCCCGAGGAAAACGGGGGAGCGCCGGAUGCAGAAACGUCCUCGCCUCCUCCUGAUACCCAGCAAGAGCCCCUUCCAGGGCCUUCAGAGACAGAGGCAGCCGUAGAAGAAACGGAAGCUCUUCAAGUAUCUCAGGAUGAUGGUCCAGCAGAUCUGGCUGGUGCUGAUGUUGGUGUUGAACCGGAGGCAGAAGAGCCUGUCCCUGGUUCAGACGCGGGAGCAUCUGAGUUGUCUCCUGGAAGCGGAAGGAGCAUCAGAGAAGGCCAGUCUCUUGACCAGGGGUCGGAACCGUCUCAAGUUUCGUCAGAAACCGAGCCGAGUGACCCUGCCCGUACAGAAAGCGUGAGCGAAUCGAGCACCCGGCCAGAAGGAGAGAGCGACGUGGAAGGCGCAGACGGUUCGUGCCACGAAGCCGCCACUCCCCGGCUCUCCUCGGUGGACACUCAGUGCUCCUCCUGCGAAAGCGCCCGUUUGUCGGAGACUCCAGCCUUUUCUUCCCAGGAGGAGGAAGAAGGAGCUUGUGCCGGCGCGGAACCUGCCGAGGAAGCACGGGACGUUAUAUGCACUCAGGCUUCCUUGCCCUCAGUACAGAUACCGAGCUCGCAAGAGGAAGGGCACACGACGGAAAUGGGAGCACUAGAGGAUAUCGAUGAGGCUGAGGAAAUCUGGCAGAGGAGGAGGAGCCUGCAGGCUGCAGCCGCACGUGGCCAGUCGCAGGAGGAGGAGGAGCCUGGAGGGGCGCAGGCAGCCUGUGAGGGGACAUCUUCAGAGCCUGAUGGAGCUAGUGGAGGUUCCCAAAGCAACGGCCAUCAGCCUCUGAGAUUGCUUCCCUCAGUUCGUCAGGACGUUAGUCGCUAUCAGAGAGUGGAUGAGGCCUUGCCUCCCAAUUGGGAAGCACGCAUUGACAGUCAUGGGAGGAUAUUCUAUGUGGACCACGUAAACAGGACCACUACGUGGCAGCGGCCUACGGCACCCCCAGCUCCUCAGAUUCUCCAGCGUUCCAACUCUAUACAGCAAAUGGAGCAGUUGAACCGCCGGUAUCAGAGUAUUCGUCGGACGAUGACUAGCGACAGGCCAGAGGAGCAUCCAAAUGUCAUGGAUGGACCUGGAGAAGAUCCUGACUGCCAGUACCCUAAUGCAGAUUUCCGAAGGGAAAACGUGCUUCCUCAUUCUACCUCCCGAUCCCGGCUCACUCUUCUUCUCCAGUCUCCCCCUGUGAAAUUCCUGACCAGCCCAGAGUUCUUCACAGUGCUGCAUUCUAACCCUAGUGCCUAUCGCAUGUUUACAAACAAUACGUGUCUGAAGCACAUGAUCACCAAAGUCCGACGGGACACCCACCACUUUGAGCGCUACCAACAUAACCGGGACUUGGUGGGCUUUCUGAACAUGUUUGCCAACAAGCAGCUGGAGUUGCCGAGGGGCUGGGAAAUGAAACAUGAUCACCAGGGCAAGGCUUUCUUCGUUGACCACAAUUCCCGCACCACCACGUUCAUCGACCCACGGCUUCCUUUGCAAAGCAGCAGACCAACGAGCGCAUUGGUCCACCGGCAGCAUUUGACAAGACAGCGUAGCCACAGUGCCGGUGAGUUAGCAUACAAUGAUAAGAUCGUUGCAUUUCUGCGGCAGCCCAAUAUCUUUGAAAUUCUACAGGAACGACAGCCAGAGCUUACUCGUAAUCAUUCACUCAGGGAGAAGAUCCAGUUUAUACGAACGGAAGGAACCCCGGGGCUGGUGCGCUUAUCCAGCGAUGCAGACCUGGUCAUGUUACUCAGUUUGUUCGAAGAAGAAAUCAUGUCAUACGUUCCACCACAUGCCUUACUUCAUCCCAGUUUUUGCCAGUCACCACGAGGCUCGCCGGUGUCCUCGCCGCAGAACUCUCCAGGUACCCAGCGUGCCAACGCCCGAGCUCCGGCGCCCUAUAAGAGAGAUUUUGAAGCCAAACUGAGGAAUUUCUACCGGAAGCUGGAGACUAAAGGUUAUGGGCAAGGCCCAGGGAAAUUAAAAUUAAUUAUCAGGAGAGACCAUUUGCUAGAAGAUGCCUUCAACCAAAUUAUGGGUUACUCAAGAAAGGACCUGCAAAGAAACAAACUAUAUGUCACCUUUGUCGGAGAGGAAGGGCUGGACUACAGCGGACCAUCGCGGGAGUUUUUCUUCCUCGUAUCAAGAGAGCUCUUCAACCCGUAUUAUGGCUUGUUUGAAUAUUCUGCCAAUGAUACUUACACUGUACAAAUAAGUCCCAUGUCUGCUUUUGUGGACAAUCACCAUGAAUGGUUCAGAUUCAGCGGCCGGAUCCUGGGCCUUGCUCUGAUUCAUCAGUAUUUGUUAGAUGCCUUCUUUACACGCCCGUUUUAUAAAGCCCUGCUCAGAAUAUUGUGUGACCUGAGUGACUUGGAAUACCUUGAUGAGGAGUUUCACCAGAGUUUGCAGUGGAUGAAAGACAACGAUAUACAUGAUAUCCUAGAUCUCACAUUCACUGUAAAUGAAGAAGUCUUUGGACAGAUUACUGAGCGGGAGCUGAAGCCGGGAGGUGCCAACAUCCCAGUGACGGAGAAGAACAAGAAGGAAUAUAUAGAGAGAAUGGUGAAAUGGAGGAUUGAAAGAGGGGUCGUGCAACAGACCGAGAGUCUUGUACGUGGGUUCUAUGAGGUGGUUGAUGCCAGGCUGGUUUCUGUAUUUGAUGCAAGGGAGCUGGAGCUGGUUAUUGCUGGAACUGCAGAAAUUGACUUAAGUGACUGGCGGAACAACACGGAGUACAGAGGAGGAUACCAUGACAAUCAUAUUGUCAUCCGAUGGUUUUGGGCUGCUGUAGAAAGAUUCAACAAUGAACAGCGUCUGAGGUUGCUGCAGUUUGUUACAGGCACUUCCAGCAUACCUUACGAAGGUUUUGCAUCUCUGAGGGGGAGCAACGGGCCAAGAAGAUUCUGUGUGGAGAAAUGGGGGAAAAUCACUGCUCUUCCCAGGGCUCACACUUGUUUCAAUCGCCUGGAUCUUCCCCCCUACCCAUCAUUCUCCAUGUUGUAUGAGAAGCUGUUGACCGCCGUAGAAGAGACAAGCACAUUUGGACUUGAGUGAAACUGGCACCUUUGGACUUGAGGGCCCCGCUCCUUGAACCUGUAUGGUUCUUCCUUACAGAAGACAUGAAUGUUUGGAUGGCGUUUCCUAGAGGGAAACCUGUUUUUCCAUUUUUAAGGCAUGAUGACUUGAUGAACGGGCAACGUGAGUUCAGGUUGGCUCUGCAAAUUCCGCAAAAACCACUCGAGUGCUGUGGAGCCAAGUUAUUCGUGGUCCACGGAGAAACCAACGAUCCAGCAAUUGACUUUUUUUUGUUUGUCUUCUGACCACUGAACUUUUAAACAUUUGUGAUGCUUAAAGUAAAUAAAAGGAGAAGCAAGGACGUGUGAACGGCUGCAUCGGGGCUUCUGCAAAAUGUUUACUGUCUCAGAAAUGGAUGUCAUUUCUCCCGAGUACUUGAACAAAGUGAAAAGUGAAAGUUCAUCAGCCCACUGCUAAAUUUUAGGAAGCCAAGGACAAAAUACUGGCUUUUCUAUUUUGUUGUAGAUCUGAUGGAGGUUAUUUCCCAAAGGUACACUACUUUAUGUCCUAUACAAUACAAAUAGUACAAUAUGCUAUACAUGCUAUACCUAAGACUCUGAGUGCCUGCAUGGUGUGCACCGUAGAGAUCAAUUUUCUGGGGCGGAUCACAGAUACAAAACAUCGUUCGCAACGUGGGGUGCCGACUUGUACAAAAUGUAUAUGCGAACAGCGCGUUCCACAAGGGAUAAACUCUUAUAGGAGAAUCUAACGAUGAAGGAGUUUAUGCUUCAUACUGCAUGAAGAGUGUUUUUUUAAGUACAAAAAAACUAGACUUAAACACAACGUAUCAGGAAAAAGAAAAAAAAACCUCUUACAGUGACUUUUGUUUAUUUUUAUAGGUUACCCGUUCUUGAGUCCCUUAGGGUGUAAAUAAGAAAGUAGACAAAAUAGUGUUUUGUUCUUUUCAUUUCCCCAUGCUUGAAGAGAUAUUGUGUUUGAUUCUUUAAGCACUCUCGAGGGAAAUAAUAAUAAUAAUAAUAAUAUAUGCCUUUUAUUUUUAUAAGGGUAAUAUAUUCCUGAAAUUAUUUUUUUGCACUGAAUGUACCAAAGUCAAAGGGACCUUGCGAUCUGACCGACAGGAAACUGCAUCACUCAUCCAAAUCGACAGGAAGUCGCUGCUUUAGGACCGGGGUCUGUUCACAGUGCCACGUCUGUCAAUCAUAUCAGGACAGUGCACAAUAAGUAAUAAUUUUUUAAGGUCACUACAUGUAAUUCUGUGUAAUGCGCAUUUUAUUUCAAAUGCAUUUUAACCCCCCCCCCCCCUCCAAAUUUAUCAACUAAUUUUAUGGAAUAGAGUUGAAUAUCGACGCUUUGUAUUUCCCUCUGGCAACAUUUCUUUUUUUGUACAGCACAGUUAAAAGCACUACAGUAGAUCUGGAGAACGAAGAUGGUCAGCGUCAGAAAGGACAACUCUUCACUCAGGAAUGACUUCUCAUGUUUAGCGGUGAAACCAUCUCCGGGAUGUAAACUGUUUGUAGUGUCUUUUUAAAAGCCUGCAUUUUCAUGAGUGAUUUCUUAUCAAUGUUUAUUAAAAUGAAGUACUUUUCUACAGUAUAUUUGAAAAGCAUGAAUAUCCACCAUGUCAGAUAAGCUUUUUUUUAAAAA